This is a messenger RNA of Rotaria socialis, 1386 nucleotides long. Lineage: Eukaryota; Metazoa; Rotifera; Eurotatoria; Philodinida; Philodinidae. The record is from the annotation of a GenBank genome assembly.
AUGGAUAUGUUCAUAUUCGCCCUUGUGUUUUUAAUAUUUGUAUGCUUUAUCCUACAUCUAUAUACGCGACAAGUUGAACCACAAAUCAAAGAUCCUCAAUAUCGAGUUCUUCAACAGAUUUUUCUAAUUGUUUAUCUAUUAGCACUUUCUGGUGAUUGGGUUCAAGGUCCUCAUGUUUAUGCUUUAUAUGAAAGUUAUGGAAUUCUAAAGCAUGAGAUUGAAAUACUUUUUAUUGCUGGAUUUGGAUCGUCAAUGAUAUUUGGUACAAUAAUAGCUUCAUUAGCUGAUAAAUACGGACGACGUAACACAUGUUUAUUAUAUGGAAUACUUUACGGAGUAUCAUGUAUAACAAAGCAUUUUCCAAGUUUUCAAGUAUUGUUUAUUGGGCGAAUACUUGCUGGUAUGGCAACAUCAAUUUUAUUUAGUGCCUUUGAAUCGUGGCUAGUUAGUGAACAUCAACGAAGAGGUUUAGAAUCUAAAACAUUAGAAACAAUAUUUGGAAAUGCUUAUUUUGGAAAUUCAGUUGUGGCUAUACUGUCCGGAGUUAUAGCUCAGAUUGCUGCAAAUACUUUUGGAUAUGUGGCUCCAUUUGAUACAGCAAUAAUUAUAUUUGUUGCUAUGUGUUUUCUUGUGGUAACAACUUGGUCAGAAAAUCAUGGAGAUGCUCAUGCACCUAUUUCUCAAUCAUUUCGAUCAGCUUGGGUAUCGAUUAAGUCAGAUCGAAAAAUAUUUCUCUUGGGUAUUGUACAAGCACUUUUUGAAGCAUCUAUGUAUGUAUUUGUACUUGAAUGGACACCGGCGUUAACUGGAGCAUUGGAUCAAGAAUUUAUUGAUAAAACCGACAGUAAAAAUCCGCCGAUUCCACAUGGAUAUGUUUUUGCAACUUAUAUGGUAGCAAUGAUGAUGGGAUCGAAUUUCUUCAAGGUACUUUGUAAUUAUGCCGCUCCAGAGUCAUUUAUGAGAUACAUUGUUAUCAUUGCGGCAGUAUGCUUGAGUGUACCUGUUUUCUUACCACGAGCUCAAGUGACCAUGUUUUCUUCAUUUUUAGUCUUUGAAUUUUGCAUUGGUGUCUUUUGGCCUGCUAUGGCAACCAUGCGCAGUAAAUAUAUUCCUGAAGAAGCUCGUGCAACUGUUAUGAAUUAUUUUCGCAUUCCAUUGAAUUUCAUUGUUGUUGUGAUACUUCUUAAAGAUUUCGAGUUGAAAGUUAUCUUUACGAGUUGUGUCUUUUUUCUUUGCCUAUCUGCUAUAGCUAUGUUUUUAUUACACAAAGAAUCAUUGAACAGUAUCCAUUCAUUGGCUCCUAUCAAUAAACUAUCAACCGAACAAGAAGAACAAAUGCUACAUUUGAAUGCAUCAGCCGGUGACAAUGCAAAUGACAAUGUCUAA